Molecule: messenger RNA, 2451 nt
Organism: Branchiostoma floridae (Florida lancelet)
Lineage: Eukaryota; Metazoa; Chordata; Leptocardii; Amphioxiformes; Branchiostomatidae
Product: RING finger protein 11-like
Exons: 3
Coding region: 161-598 (145 amino acids)
Source: RefSeq, a predicted model, not a curated record
GUUGUAGUGCGCACGUACAUCUGAGCAGAAAAUCGGCAGUGCGGCCAUGUUUUGGUGAUUGGUCUAGCUCGCAGUACAGGACCGGGACAUAAAGGAGCUUCUUUGUGUACAAAUUUCUCCGUUUUAAGACGUCUUACCAAUGCCCCGGUAGAGACUUAAGAUGGGGAAUUGCCUUAAGACGCCUACAGCGGAUGACAUCUCGCUUCUACACGAGGGAAGAGCGGGGAGCGAGACGGGGGACAGCUCCGAAAACCUCGGACCGCCGCCACCAUACCAGGAAGAAGCACCCAUCUACCACCCGACCCCGAACACAGCCCGACCUGUGACCCAGCUGACAGAAGAUGAGCAGAUCAGGAUAGCUCAGAGGCUGGGACUGAUCCAACACCUGCCCUCCGGGGUGUACGACGGGUCCAAGAAGGGCAGAGAAUGUGUGAUCUGUAUGAACGACUUUGUGAUCGGCGACCCGAUCAGGCUGCUUCCCUGCUGCCACAUCUACCAUAAGGACUGUAUAGACGACUGGCUGAUGCGCUCCUUCACCUGUCCCUCCUGCAUGGAGCCCGUCGACGCGGCCUUGCUAACCACAUAUCAAACUAAUUAACAACACAUUCAUUAAUUGAUUAAUGUUAACCGUUUUGGUCAGGCAUUAUAGACAGGUUGUUUCCGUGGUUCUUGGACUCUGAAAGUCAGUGAUGAAGAAAAGGAAAUAUGGUGACAACAGAGUGUGAGAGAAACUUUGUAUCUUUUGGCAAAAUCAGAUUCAAAGCUGGUGUGUUACUUAGACCUGGUUGUAAAGAUAAGAGCAGCUGCACCGGCUGUACAGACACAGACACGGACACAGAUUCAGGAAAAGAGAAUACCGUAUAUUGUCUUGAUUGAACUAUUUUGGCGGGACAGAAGAAAAGCACACACCCUUCUUGUGUGUUGCAAGGCACUUGACAUGACCAGACAGACAUUUCUUAAAUUUGAUUGAUACUGGCCGAAAGUCAAAUGGAUCCAAGUUUUCCUCACUGGGCUCUGUUUUCACCUUGUUUUCAUGCCUUGAUACAUCACCGAGACAAAUCAAUCUCUACAACUGGAUAAAAUGAGUUCAGAACUUCUGCUCUUCCAGUUCAUUUUAGUGAUGCUGAAGAAGAGUGAUGGACGUCACUCAAAACGUCCAGAAGUAAUCUGCACAUCUUAUCCAGUUACAGAGAUGGAAUUCUUGUUUUUACAUUGAAAUGUCCAAGAAUCAUGGAAAUGAGACAGUGUGGCCUGAUGAAAAAAAAAUCCACCACUGGAAGAAUGCAGUGCAAUAGGGCUGAGAGAGGCAAUGGAUAACGAUGUAUAGCUUGUAAAUAUUCAUCAAUGUCAAGGUCAUAUGUGACAGGGUUCAAGGGCGGGCAGCCAUCUUGUAUCCCAUCAUGCACUGUUUCCCACAAUGCACCUGGUUGUUUCGAACCAUUGUAUCCACACUGUCAGAGUGAUUUAGAUGGUUGUGAUUUGGAAGGAGACUUUUCUCAGAGAAGGAGUUGUUGGAUACUGAAGGGAAAUAAGUGAUGAUCAUGUGGGAUGUGUUUUCCCAUAACCCAGUAAAUGUAUCAUAUGUAAAACUUGCUGCUUUGUGAGAGAGAAAAAUGUAUUUAUAGCGUUUGAAAAUUGGUGGCUGACAAAAAAAUCAGACUUUCUUAUGUUUUCCAGUAAACAGUGUGUAGGUGUAGCAUAAAGGAUGUGUAUAAGGCAAGGAUGCCCAGAAGUUGCACAUCCAGUUAACAUCUAUAUUAUGUUGUGUGUUUGUUUCGAGAAGCCAUAAUAUGAAAAUCAAGGGCUUUUGUUUAUUUUCGUUUUUUUUUUUUUUUACUUAAAAAAUCUUGACUUUGAGUUUGCUAACUACUUGGUACAUGUAACAUGUAUUACUGAAAUGUCAUGUUGGGCACUUCUUGACAGGUUUGGCUGAUACGAUCAUUGAUUUAUUCAUUUUAUAAAGAAAUGAAAGAAACAAAAGAUGCAUGCAAUUUCGUUUCAGUGAGAAAAACGUAGCUGGACUACUUUUUUAUGUGCUUAACAGAACGACAUUGCUAGCAUAGAGCCAUCACAUGGUUAACUAAGGACUUAUUAGUGCUAAAAGAAUGUUGUGAUACUUGGAAGUACAAGUGUGUAAAAUUUACAUAAGUUACAUCAAGUCAUUGGAAUUUGAAACAACAGGAAAAUAUUAGAUCGAAUCAAUGGAAAAUACUGAAAGCAAUUAUUGAUAUGAGCUGAAAUAUUAAUACAGAAUUCGGAACUAAGGUCACAGUCAAGAAUACAUAAUUACAUAUAUGUAUAUGUAGGCUAGGAUUGGUUUGAUGAUAUAAUGGAAAAGAUGUGACUAUUGCAAGUUACCAGUUUGUUAACUGUCAGGAAAUUUUUGGAAAUUUGGUGAGAAAGAAAAAAGAUAGGACACAGGCUUGGAAGUGUUGAGAAAAACAAAAUUAU